GCGAGGAAAAUGGUGCUGGCCAUGCUGGUGCUGGUGGUUCCGCCACGGCCGGCCUCCCGGGGACUCCUCCGAAACUGUUGGGAGCUGCUACAGCGGAAGCUUCAGCAGAGUCGGCCAGGAUUUCCCAGUCCUCCGUGGGGACCAGCAUUAGCAGUCCAGGGUCCAGUCUUAUUUGCAGAGCCAGCAAAUGAUGCAAGUGGAAGUAAGGAGAAUUCCAGCCUUUUGGAUAGUAUCUUUUGGAUGGCAGCUCCCAAAAACAGACGCACCAUUGAAGUUAACCGUUGUAGGAGAAGAAACCCUCGAAAGCUUAUUAAAGUUAAGAACAAUAUAGACACGUGUCCUGAAUGUGGUCACCUGAAACUCAAACACAUCCUGUGUGGCUAUUGCUAUGAGAAGGUGCGCAAGGAGACAGCAGAAAUCCGACAACAGAUAAAGAAGCAAGAAGGGGGCCCUUUUAAGGCUCCCACCAUAGAGACUGUGGUUCUGUACACGGGAGAGACGCCAUCUGAACGAGAUCAGGGCAAGAGGAUCAUUGAACGAGCCAGGAAGCGACCAUCCUGGUUCACCCAGAAUUGACACCAAAGAUAUUAAAAGAGGCUAACUUCACAGUAAAACAUUUUUCCUAAAAGAAAGGAAGAUUCUUUGUUUUCAUGUUGUGUUUGUUUUUAAAUCAUCAAUAUAGUUUAAAACAUUCUUUAUAAGCAGUUUUAUGUGGGAUAAUUUGAAUAGUAUAUUGUGAGUAAAUUCUGAAAAUGUUUAUGCAAAGGCUCAAUGGAUUAAUAUAUCUGUUUAUUACAUAUAAGUUUUUAAGUAAACAUAGAAUUCCGGGAAAAAAAAUAAAAGAAAAAAUUUAAAAUUCAUAGCAA
Molecule: messenger RNA, 866 nt
Organism: Propithecus coquereli (Coquerel's sifaka)
Lineage: Eukaryota; Metazoa; Chordata; Mammalia; Primates; Indriidae
Gene: MRPL32
Product: mitochondrial ribosomal protein L32
Exons: 3
Coding region: 10-576 (188 amino acids)
Biological process (GO): translation
Cellular component (GO): mitochondrial large ribosomal subunit
Molecular function (GO): structural constituent of ribosome
Source: RefSeq, a predicted model, not a curated record